Lonchura striata (white-rumped munia) is the source of this 620-nucleotide messenger RNA. RefSeq names its product galectin 2 (gene LGALS2). Gene Ontology annotation, molecular function: carbohydrate binding. The record is from RefSeq and is a predicted model, not a curated record. Lineage: Eukaryota; Metazoa; Chordata; Aves; Passeriformes; Estrildidae.
AACCAUGCCUACUCUUUCUUCACAUGAUAAUGUGGAACUGAAAGUUACUUCUACCUCUGCUUUCUACCCAAAUAAGGGACUGCAUAAGAAUCAUUCAGGAUAUAAAGUGAACUGGAUGACACCCACCAUCAAGAAGCCCAAGGCACAGAAGGACCAACGGGAGGCUGCUAGAUCCAUGGAGGGAAAUAUUGAAAUCUUAAACCUGAAUAUGAAGCCUGGGAACACCCUGAAGGUGAAGGGCAAAAUAUCUGCUGAUACUGUUGGCUUCAGCAUCAAUCUUGGCUGCAGCUCAAGAGAUUUGGCACUUCACUUCAAUCCCCGCUUCAAUGAGUCUGUCAUCGUCUGUAACUCCAAGUGCUCUGAUUUCUGGCAGACAGAACAUCGUGACCACCACCUUCCUUUCUUCAGGGGUUGCACUGUCAAGUUCUUCAUUGAAAUGCUGUCAGACAAAUUCCGUGUGAAACUGCCGGAUGGUCACGAAGUGUGCUUCCCCAACCGGCAUGGCUACCACAAUAUCAACUACAUAAGCAUCGUGGGAGGCUUAAAGAUCAUCUCCUUCAAGAUGACCUGAUGGGCACUGCAUCCUAGCUCUAAUAAAAACCCAAGCCAGUAGAAGACUG